AUGCUGGAUUCAACGGAGGAAACGGAAAAGACGAAACAUCGAAGACGUUUUCAUUUCAAAACCCGGGGGCUGUGGAAAGAACGGGAAGUUUGCUUUUCCACCACUUCAUCCACUUUUCGCUGCUUUGCGGGACCAGAAGACCACCGGCCUGCGACCUGUCGAGUUUCCACUCUGUACCCCGCCGUUCACCCAGCUGUUUGCAGCUGGCAAGGAGCACCCGCCCUGUUCGGGAGAGAGGGACGCGCAGCGAGCGGAGGGGGAGAGAGAGCGAUGCCACCCCAAGCGUCCGCGCCGCAGGUGGGGAGGGACAUCCUCAAGUUCCUCCGGAGCGUCCUGGGAGUCCUCCGGGUGCUGCAGAUCGCGUUCGGCGCCGGGCUGUGGGUCACCAUCGCCGCCAACAAAUACGAGGGCUCCAUCCACUUCGUCCUGUUCGUCGCGGUCCUCUUCUGGCUCCUCACGCUCGCCCUCUUCUUCCUCACCCUGCUGGACAAGCAGGACCUCGUCCCGCUGCUGGGGGGCGAGCGCUGGCUGUCCACCAACCUGGCGCACGACGUGGCCGCCGCCGCGCUCUACCUGCCGGCGAUCGGCGUGAUGAUCUACAAGACGGACGGCUACUCGUACUGCAACCUGGCGCAGUACAAGCAGUUCUGCCUGUACAAGGUCUACCUGACGGCCGCCGUGUUCGCCUGCCUGUGCGGCCUGGCCUACGUGCUGUCCAUCAUCUAUGGAGGCUGCAGGAAGUGCCGGGGCGAGCGGAGCGUCAUCUAGUCGGCGGAGAGUGUGGAUGUGCAGCAAAUGAGGAAUAGUUGGCUCCACUGUAACAGCGACUCGAUCAGGUCUCCCCGCGCGAGACGCUCUUCCCUGGCGGUGAAGCUGAGUCACUCUUGUUGUUGCCCUCGGUGUAUUUAAAGGUUUCUGACUUGAAAACAUCCCAGCAGCUCCCGGGAUGUCUGCCAGGAAGAAGGCGGAAUGUUCUGAUUAACUCAUUUCCAAUCAUUUAUUCUAGUGUUGCCUCAAAGUAAAUAAUAUUUCUCUAGAGCCUUAUUAUAGUGGGUAUCCAGUAAGUUUACAGUCAAAUGGGCUUAACAUGUGCAGAUUUGUGUUACUGUCCAAUGACGUUUUUUUUACAGUAUGUUUUUUAUAGUAGAAAUAUAUUUUUAUGAUCACGUGGUUUUUGUAUAACAGCAAGCUAUACUGGAGUGUGAUGCACUAAACACUCACGUGUCUGUUUGCUGCCUUCCGUCAGAAUGCUGUGUACACCUCCGCAGCGUAGACGUGACUGGUACCGCAGCGUGCGUGAGCCGAGCAGACUCCCAACGUGUAAACCAAAAAUGAGCAAUAAAAAGCAGCGAGUGCCACUCCUUUGCUUCUGA
Betta splendens (Siamese fighting fish) is the source of this 1373-nucleotide messenger RNA. It is a transcript of the gene marveld1, whose product is annotated as MARVEL domain containing 1. The transcript has a single exon. The record is from RefSeq and is a predicted model, not a curated record. Gene Ontology annotation, biological process: myelination. NCBI's taxonomy places the organism in Eukaryota, Metazoa, Chordata, Actinopteri, Anabantiformes, Osphronemidae. Gene Ontology annotation, cellular component: membrane. Gene Ontology annotation, molecular function: structural constituent of myelin sheath. Bases 1 to 768 code for a protein of 255 amino acids.